UCAGUACAACAAACAAGUCAAUGCUUGGAUAUAACUAAUGCCGAGCUGCUCAGUGGAAUAUAACCGAUGUGCGUCUACCAUAGCGGAUAUCAUUUUACUUAGUAAUCCAUAGGCUAUUUCGUCAGCAAAUAGUUCAAUCAUUUGCAUUUGAUGAACGUGGGAAUUGAAACCCGUUCGGCAUCAGAUGAAUUCAGCUCUUAAGUCAGUUAACACAAGCAAAUGCAAUGUGGAAAGUUCUUGCACUCACUUUUGUAUUGAUAGCGUCUAUUAUACAAUCUACAGUAUUUGUGAUCUGUGAUAAUUUUAGCAACGAUAGACUCGUUUUUGCACAUGUGAUCUUCCGACACGGCAACAGAACCCCCUUAGCAACGUAUCCCUCCGACCCAUGGAAGGAUAAAAGCCACUGGUCACACGGUUGGGGACAACUGACCAACGUUGGAAAAAGAACUCAAUUUCAUUUGGGUCAAUGGUUGCGAAAUCGCUAUAACGAUCUGAUAAGCGAAACCUAUUCAGAGGAUGAAAUCUACGUACAAGCCACUGAAGUCGAUCGUGUCCUAAUGAGUGCCCUGUCGAACCUCGCUGGUCUGUAUCCACCGAGAGACAAGGAUCUGUGGCUUUCAAACAUCCACUGGCAACCAAUUCCGGUACAUCAAGUUUCAAAACCGAUGGACCAUAUUAUAGCUGGUACGAGAAACUGUCCUAAGUUCCAUCAUUUACUGCAGAAAUACAUGCAAUCAGAUGUGUAUCGGACGUAUUAUAAAUCGAUUGAACCGAUCCUUAAUUAUACUUCACUGCAUUCGCAAAAGCAAAUCGACUCAGUAGAAUCCAUUUAUGAUUUGUACAGUUGCCUUGAUGUAGAAUAUGAAAAUGGGCUCAAAUUACCACCAUGGACCAGUAGUGUUUAUCCUGAACCCUUAAGAUCCAUAUCGGGGGAGAUGUUUAGAUUGCACACCAACACAACGGAAAUGGCCCGACUCAAAGCAGGCCCAAUGAUCAAGGACAUCCUAACACGAUUCCAAAAGAAGGCUGACAAAACCCUUAUUCCCAACAGAAGCCUUUGGAUAUACAGUGGGCAUGAUACCAGCGUUGUUAAUCUGUUGAACGGCUUAGGUUUGUUCACACCUCACAACCCACCAUUUGCCGCUUGCGUCCUGGUCGAACUAAGGAAGCCAUCAAGUGAUUCGCCUUAUGUUUCCGUUUACUACAAAGACAGCAGCGAAGACCCGGAAGCACUUAAUAUAUCAAACUGUGGCCCACGUUGUCCGUUAGAAAAAAUGUUCGAACUCUAUCAGGACAUUAUUCCCGAAGAUUGGGAGCGAGAAUGUGAAACCUAAACUCUUCAGGUUUUCUUUUACGUUCUAAAAAAAUGGAACACAACUAUUUCAGAAUCAAAUGAGCACUUAAACAUCUUAAUUUGUACUAAUAGGUAAUAAAUGCAUUGCAAAAAUAA
Messenger RNA from Aedes aegypti (yellow fever mosquito), 1450 nucleotides. Its product is annotated as testicular acid phosphatase homolog. The transcript is spliced from 2 exons. NCBI's taxonomy places the organism in Eukaryota, Metazoa, Arthropoda, Insecta, Diptera, Culicidae. Bases 225 to 1334 code for a protein of 369 amino acids. Gene Ontology annotation, molecular function: phosphatase activity. The record is from RefSeq and is a predicted model, not a curated record. Gene Ontology annotation, biological process: dephosphorylation.